Messenger RNA from Lacerta agilis (Sand lizard), 1527 nucleotides. It is a transcript of the gene GNB3, whose product is annotated as G protein subunit beta 3. The record is from RefSeq and is a predicted model, not a curated record. The coding region runs from base 416 to 1438 and encodes 340 amino acids. Lineage: Eukaryota; Metazoa; Chordata; Lepidosauria; Squamata; Lacertidae. Gene Ontology annotation, cellular component: cytoplasm; heterotrimeric G-protein complex. The transcript has 10 exons. Gene Ontology annotation, molecular function: protein binding; signaling receptor complex adaptor activity. Gene Ontology annotation, biological process: G protein-coupled receptor signaling pathway.
AGCACAUAACUCUCCCUCUCUUUCCCCUCCCAACCCGCUUGCUUUGCAUUAAGUCCCAAUCCGAUUUCCCCAACUCUCUGGUGUCUGAUUUAAUUUGCCUGAUGCUGCUCCUGGAAUUGGCCCUCCCCCAAACCCCCACCCUUCCCUCCACAGUAUCCCAGCUCCCCACCGGGAGAUCUGUCCUGGGAGAGGAUGAGACAUUGAGAGCCAGCGAGAGAUACCAAGCGUGUGGACUGUCGCUGGUGCUGCAACACAAACAGUUGAAGUAAACUAGCAGUGGAAGCAGGUAUCUCGUGGCCUGAAGGAGCCAAACCCCCCCACCCAGGGAGCCAGGGGGUCCUGAGCAGGAGGGGUCAGCCCAUAGAGAACGGACCCAGGUGACCCCGAGUGGGAGGCCCCAAGCUAGCCUGUUAAGAUGGGUGAAAUAGAGCAGAUGAAGCAAGAAGCUGAGCAGCUGAAGAAGCAGAUUGAGGAUGCCCGAAAAGCUUGUGCGGACACUACGCUUACACAGCUUGUGUCCGGGCUGGAAGUGGUUGGGCGCAUUCAGAUGCGUACACGGAGGACUCUGCGUGGACACCUGGCUAAGAUCUAUGCUUGUCACUGGUCCACAGAUUCCAAGCUCAUGGUCAGUGCCUCACAAGAUGGGAAACUCAUUGUCUGGGACACAUACACAACCAACAAGGUUCAUGCCAUCCCUCUACGCUCCUCCUGGGUCAUGACCUGUGCCUACGCCCCAUCAGGGAAUUUUGUGGCCUGCGGAGGUCUCGACAACAUGUGCUCCAUCUACAACCUCAAGAGCCGCGAAGGGAAUGUGAAAGUGAGCCGGGAGCUCUCAGCCCAUACAGGUUAUCUCUCCUGCUGUCGAUUCCUAGAUGACAAUAACAUUGUGACUAGCUCUGGGGACACCACAUGUAUGCUCUGGGACAUUGAAACCGGACAACCGAAGACAACGUUUGUCGGCCACACUGGAGACUGCAUGAGCCUGGCCGUCUCCCCAGACUUCAAUCUUUUCAUCUCGGGAGCCUGCGAUGCCUCGGCCAAGCUGUGGGAUGUCCGGGAGGGCAGCUGCCGCCAGACUUUCACAGGGCACGAGUCGGAUAUCAACGCCAUCUCUUUCUUCCCCAGUGGCCAGGCCAUUUGCACUGGUUCCGAUGACGCCACCUGUCGCCUCUUUGACCUCCGGGCAGACCAGGAGCUCAUUGUCUACUCACACGAGACCAUCAUCUGCGGAAUUACCUCAAUUGCGUUCUCCCGCAGUGGACGGCUCCUGCUGGCUGGAUACGAUGAUUUUAACUGCAAUAUCUGGGACUCCCUAAAAGCAGAACGUGUGGGAAUCCUGUCUGGACAUGACAACCGAGUGAGCUGUUUGGGCGUAACCGCAGAUGGCAUGGCUGUGUCUACCGGCUCCUGGGACAGCUUCCUGAAAAUCUGGAACUGACGAGGAAAUGGGAGAAGGGAGACCUCCCCAGACAUCAUUUAUUGCGUACUACUGGUUGCUUGUUCUGUGCAGACUUACUGAUCCAUAAG